Messenger RNA from Siniperca chuatsi (mandarin fish), 4909 nucleotides. RefSeq names its product leucine rich repeat and fibronectin type III domain containing 1 (gene lrfn1). The transcript is spliced from 7 exons. Gene Ontology annotation, molecular function: protein binding. The coding region runs from base 1640 to 3916 and encodes 758 amino acids. The record is from RefSeq and is a predicted model, not a curated record. Lineage: Eukaryota; Metazoa; Chordata; Actinopteri; Centrarchiformes; Sinipercidae.
CUCAGUUUGCAUGUAUAUGCUGUAAACGCAGCCCAAAUGACAUCACAUUGCUGCAGUGCUGCACUGUCCAUGAAAGGUGUCAGUCGUUUCCUCUGAUAACAAGAAUGUGGCCACCGGUCACUUGGCUCUGCACUGCUCCAGACAUCAUGGCGUGACAACAUGCAUUCAUUUAUAUCGGGCUCUUAUUACGCAGGUGGACGCCUGCAUGAGGAGUAGAGGCGCAUUUUCAAAGGCUGCCUGUUCUCUAGGACACAGCAAGAUUUCCUGCCACAUCCCACAUUGCGUUGUUGAAGGAGCAGGAAAGACCAAGUCGUGUAUGAAAACUAAUUAAUCGUAUGGGUAUGCAUAGUGUUAGAGGAGAAAGAAAAAAACGGUCUCAGUGCAUGGGUGGGAUUCCUUCAUUGCGCUUUAUACUGGGGAAGUUAUAACAACAAAUAGCUACAGUAAUGGCAAACAACUGCCAGUAAAACAGGCGUGAUAACGGCGCUGUAGUGCUGUAAUUACUAGAAAACUGGUGUCGACGGAGAGUUUUCGACCUUCGUGAUUUUUGACGGACUUGAAAGCCUGACGCCAACCUUCAGAGGCUUUUUCAAGAGCGCAACCUAUCGCUUGAAAACUGCAGUUUUCCAUCCUGACACCAUCUGUACCGCAGUUUAUAACAAGCGUGAGGUUUAUUGGAAAUUUAAUCCACCGUAUUCCUGCGUUACAAACCCGUAUGCGGGGGACUUGAUACGACCACGUAGGCUACUGACGCUUUAACCUUUUUGAACACGGCUCGGACGCAAGCCUCGGACUCUCCUGAGUUUUUGGAUUUUGGGAUUUCGGCUUUACAUUUUCUGCCUUUACGCCUCAAUCGGAUCGUACUGGGAUUUAAGGUGGGGUUUUAUCCCGACGCAGGUAACUAGAAGAUAUCCCACGGUCUCUUGUUGAUGACACUUCAGCAGCUUUUGUCGCUCAUCCAGUCCGUUGGAUUUUUCAGCACAAGCCCGUACCAGCCUAAUGAGAAGGUUUUACGCGUGAAUAUGGAAUAAAUGAACUCCCGUUACCGUCUGUGAUUCGUUGUGAAUUUAUCCAGUGAGACAAGUGUGUGGACGGCUGAAAUCAUGUGCAAUAGGAUCAACCAUUCGGCAUCUGCUUUAUUAGUCUCACUUUUGGAUCCUGAAAUCCAUGGAACCAAAUGAUAGAGACAGCCCCACAGUAAGAGAAAUUAAGGAUGCUGUUAGAGAGAACCGGGAGAAAACAGAUACUUCAGAGACCCUGAACCUCCCUCACAUGGAUAGCGCCUGCCAUAAGAGAAUCUACGACCGCCUCACCUCAGAGAUUGUGCCCAGUGUAGAGCAGGAUGGAGCCACAGAAAAAACUGCUUUGCCUAAGCUCGUGAAUGAAGAAGUGGCAUCAUACAUGAUAAAGGACGGCCCUGGAUUGCAACCCACUUGCAUGAUGGAAGACUCACUGCUUUGAAGUGAACCCUGUGAGGAGCAUCCAAAACGACACAAUAUUCUGUUGGUGUUUUCCUGUGACACCAGUGGGAGUCGCCUGCCUCAGCUCUGACUCUCUGACCGCCAGCUGAUUGGGAUGCUGAUGUGAAACCUGCUAUGGAGACUGGGGCUUGAUAUCUGGACCUGGAAGCUGAUCAACAAUGGACCGGCUGGUUGUGUGUGUGCUAUUGUGUGCAGCUCUGGUGAAGGGAUACAGCUGCCCUGGCCGCUGCAUCUGCCAGCACCUCUCCCCCACUCUGACUCUGCUCUGUGCUAAGACUGGCCUGUUGUUCGUACCCCCCACCAUCGACCGCAAGACUGUCGAGCUGCGACUCACAGACAACUUCAUCACCAUCAUCCGCAGGAAAGACUUUUUCAACAUGACUAGUUUGGUCCACCUCACCUUGUCCCGUAACACCAUCAGCCAGAUCACCCCCCAUGCCUUUGUCGGCCUACGAUCCCUGCGGGCGCUCCACAUGGAUGGAAACCGCCUCAGUGUGAUAAAGAGCGACCACUUUAAAGGCCUCAUCAACCUGCGACACCUCAUCCUGGGAAACAACCAGAUCCACCAAGUGGCCCCCACCUCCUUUGAUGAGUUUGUCGCCACCAUAGAGGACUUGGAUCUUUCCAAUAACAACCUGCGCGGCCUUCCCUGGGAAGCCAUAGCCAGAAUGACCAACAUUAACACGCUCACAUUGGACCACAACCUGAUUGACCACAUUGGAGCAGGGACUUUUACGCUGCUCACCAAACUGGUCCGCCUGGACAUGACCUCUAACAGGUUGCAGAAGCUGCCGCCAGACAGCCUGUUCCAGCACGCACAGGUCCUGUCUGACGCCAAGGGCUCCAGCUCCACCACUCUGGCUGUGAGCUUUGGUGGAAACCCUCUUCACUGUAACUGUGAGCUGCUGUGGCUCCGCAGGCUGACAAGAGAGGAUGAUCUGGAGACCUGUGCUUCGCCAGAGCACCUCAUGGACAAGUAUUUCUGGUCCAUCCAAGAGGAGGAGUUUAUCUGUGACCCUCCGCUGAUCACCAAACAUCUUUCCACUAAGCCCUUUGUGAUGGAAGGGCAGGGUGUGACUCUUAAAUGCAAGGCCGUGGGUGAUCCAGACCCAGAUAUUCACUGGCGGUCCCCCGACGGCAAGCUGGUGCAUAAUAACUCCCGCACCAUCCUGUAUGAUAAUGGCACCCUUGAUAUUCUCAUCACCACGCUGAAGGACAGCGGGGCAUUUAAUUGUGUGGCAUCCAAUGCCGCAGGCAUCGCCACAGCUGCUGUUGAGAUCAACAUGAUCCCCUUACCCUUGUUUGUUAACAACACAGGCCACAUGCGUGAGGACCCCGGCCUCUCAGACAUCACCACCUCCUCCAAAUCUGGCAAUGACACCAAGGGCUAUGACAAGCAGGACAGGAGGGUGAUGGUCACCGAGCUGACCUCCUCCACCGCUGUGAUCCGUUGGCCAUCUGAGCGCCACAUCCCCGGCAUCAGGAUGUACCAGAUUCAGUACAAUAGCACGGCAGAUGAUACUUUGGUGUACAGAAUGAUCCCAUCUACCAGCAAGAACUUCUUAAUCAAUGAUCUGGCCGCAGGGCGGGAGUAUGACCUUUGUGUGCUGGCGGUUUACGACGACGGCAUCACAUCAUUAACAGCCACACGUGUGGUUGGCUGUGUGCAGUUCCACACGGCCAGCGAGGUCAGCCAGUGCCGCUUCAUGCACAGCCAGUUCCUAGGAGGCACUAUGAUCAUCAUUAUUGGUGGUAUAAUUGUUGCUUCAGUGCUGGUUUUCAUUAUCAUCCUGAUGAUCCGUUACAAAGCCUACAGCAGCCCAGAGGACAGCAAGACCAAGGUCAGCUCCAGCAUGCACUCCCAGACCAAUGGCAGCCAACAGCGGCUCCAGCACUCUGCCUCCAAGCAGCCCUCUGAUGAGGGCCAGCAUGAAGCCCUACCGUCCAAAGAGUGCAUGGCGCUGGUGCUGAGGGUGGACAAUGAGAAGAGGGAGGAUCCAGCAGCCACCACUGCCAUCCUGGAGGUGGAGCUGCCUCCCCUGACUGUAGACAAGAUGAAGAGAAGAACCAGCCUAGAUGCACAGCGCUCUGGCCCCCCAUCUGAGGACACGCAGACGGACAGUAGCCUGACGGGCUCCACCAUGUCCCUGUGUCUCAUAGGCCCCAAUGCUGGCACUAAGGAGGCUCCCAGGCUCAAGGACAAGAAAAGUGCCCUGGCCAACAUGGGAUUGCUCCCUAAUGAGCUGGCACGAACUAGGCACAGAUUCUCGUUUGACGGAGGGGAUUACUCCAUUUUUCAGAGUCAUAGUUACCCACGCAGAGCGAGGACGAGGUGGCACAAGUCCACCAACCAGCUCAACAUGGAGUCAUCGCCGCUCACCAACAGGAGAGUUACGUUCAGCAGCACUGAGUGGAUGCUUGAGAGUACAGUCUGAGGAAAACAGUGUAGCUGGAAAAAAACUCCGGCUCAGCCACACACAAACAUACACAUGUAAAAACACAAAUAUGUCUACAUGCCAUAUAAUACACACUUUUCUCUUGCGCACAGCAAAUGAUAAACACAAGCACAUUUACUUACACAUGCAAACUUUCUGUGAGUUGCUGGAGAAGAACACAGUCUCCCUUCAUCCUGCCUCCCCAUCAUACUCCCAGAGAGGUUUGUUGGCCAUGUCCUUUCUUUAUGCAGCAGUGCCUUAUUCUAAAAAAUGUACGAAUGGAGGAUGCUGCUCACUGUAGUCAUAAACUUUCCUCUCUAUCAUUGCCUCCCACCCUGAUAAUGGGAAGAAUUUUUUUGGAUUUUUAAUUUUCUCCGUUUUCUGUGACAUGCCAAGGGAGUGUGGCGUUUGGAUGUGACUGUUUAACUGUUUAAGAAAAAAACAUUUCAUCAUAACUGUAAAGUGGACAGCCAGGUAUCCUGUUAUGUCAAUCAUGUUUUGGGUUCUUUCAAAAAAAAAAACGUUUGCACAGAAGACACGAGAUACAAGGACAAGUAUCACCACCAGUCUAUACAAUAAUAAUUAUAAAAAAAGAACAGGAUUUUGCACAUGCCAAUUUCUAAUGUUAGCGUAGAGAGGAUGGACCUGGAAACCAACUGUGGAUUCCUCUUUGAUGGUCGGACUGUAUGAUGUUAAAUAGGUAUUGUUCCAGAUGUGACUGUAUAUUAAUCGGUACUGUAUCUGGCUGGUCUAGAUAAAAAGACAACCAACAAAAAAGACAUAUAUAUAAGUAUAUUAAAACAUUGGUGUAUGUGUACUAACUAUGUAAGUAAGUCAUAUGUCACAUGACUUUUUACAAAGCAUUUGGGUGUUGGCUGCAAGUUUUUACAUUAAAAACCUGUGUCAUCACACCUCGCCCUAUUUAGUAUGUCAAAGUUUGGAUCAUUUAUCCCCUCACGAAGGGUAUUAAAUUUUUUGUGUGGGUUAACUGUA